Coturnix japonica (Japanese quail) is the source of this 10692-nucleotide messenger RNA. RefSeq names its product zinc finger SWIM-type containing 8 (gene ZSWIM8). The record is from RefSeq and is a predicted model, not a curated record. Gene Ontology annotation, cellular component: Cul2-RING ubiquitin ligase complex. Lineage: Eukaryota; Metazoa; Chordata; Aves; Galliformes; Phasianidae. Gene Ontology annotation, molecular function: zinc ion binding.
CCCCGCCGCGGGCUCCCCGGCCCCGUCCCCGCCGAGCCCCCUCCUUCCUCGUUCCGUCGGCGCUCGGGCUCGCCGCCCCCGGGGGCGCUGCUGAGGUGCGGCGGGCGGGGGGAGGCCCGGUCCCGGCGGGGCUUCACCCCGAGAGUGAGACAAGCACCAGCGCAGGGAGACACGGCCGUUGUGCGGCCGCCGCGGGUCCGAACGUGGGGCUGCCGGGCUGUGACAGACCUGCAGCUCCCCGGGCUGGAAGCAGCUCUGUGCACAGCGGCUGCACCGCCGGGUCGGACGCACUUUGUGGACAUAAGCGUUUUUUAAACUUUUUUUAAGAACUCGUUUUCUGGGAUUUUUACAAGCAGCCCUUUAGUUCGCGUUGGUUUCCUGCUUCUCCCGCUUCAAGGCGGCGUUCGCUCUGUUCUUCCUGGUACCGUAGCACGGGGAUCUGAACGGGACUGACAGGUACUCCAGGAGCCUUCCAGUCCGUCCACCUGUUAAAGCCGGCAGCUCCGCUUCUUUCUUUCUUCCAUUUUUUUCCCCGUGUCGCCUGUUGGAUGUGAUGGAACUCAUGUUUGCGGAGUGGGAGGACGGGGAGAGGUUCUCCUUCGAGGACUCCGAUCACUUUGAGGAGGACUCCCUUUGUUCCUUCAUCUCAGAGGCAGAGAGCCUUUGCCAGAACUGGAGAGGAUGGCGGAAGCAAUCGGCCGGACCCAAUUCUCCCACUGUCAAAAUGAAAGAUGGGCUGGUGAUCCCAUUGGUGGAACUGUCUGCAAAACAGGUUGCAUUUCACAUUCCAUUUGAGGUCGUGGAAAAAGUUUAUCCUCCAGUUCCUGAGCAACUACAGCUUCGGAUCGCCUUCUGGAGUUUCCCUGAAAAUGAGGAAGAUAUUAGGUUGUACUCGUGUUUGGCUAAUGGCAGCGCAGACGAGUUCCAGAGAGGGGAGCAGCUAUUCCGAGUGAGGGCAGUCAAAGACCCUCUCCAGAUAGGUUUCCAUCUGAGUGCCACUGUGGUACCCCCACAGAUGAUGUCUCCCAAAGGUGCAUACAAUGUGGCGGUGAUGUUUGACCGAUGCAGGAUCACAUCAUGCAGCUGUACCUGUGGAGCUGGGGCCAAGUGGUGUGCUCACGUCGUGGCGCUCUGUCUCUUCCGGAUACACAAUGCAUCUGCGGUAUGCUUACGAGCACCUGUUUCUGAGUCCUUGUCUCGACUACAAAGAGACCAAUUGCAAAAAUUCGCUCAGUACCUAAUCAGUGAACUUCCGCAACAGAUUCUUCCAACUGCUCAGCGUCUGCUGGAUGAGCUGUUAUCUUCUCAGUCAACUGCAAUCAACACAGUGUGUGGAGCUCCAGAUCCCACUGCUGGACCCUCUGCAUCAGAUCAAAGCACCUGGUACCUCGAUGAAUCUACCCUGAGUGACAACAUAAAGAAAACCCUUCAUAAAUUCUGUGGGCCCUCUCCUGUUGUUUUCAGUGAUGUAAAUUCCAUGUAUCUCUCUUCCACGGAGCCACCGGCUGCUGCUGAGUGGGCCUGUCUUCUGCGUCCCCUGCGAGGGAGAGAGCCUGAGGGAAUCUGGAACCUACUUUCUAUUGUGCGGGAGAUGUUUAAGAGACGGGAUAGCAAUGCUGCUCCUUUGCUGGAGAUUCUGACUGACCAGUGUCUGAACUAUGAGCAGAUAACCGGCUGGUGGUACAGUGUGCGGACAUCUGCGUCACACAGCAGUGCUAGCGGGCACACGGGACGCAGCAAUGGCCAGUCAGAAGUAGCUGCUCAUGCCUGUGCAAGUAUGUGUGAUGAGAUGGUGGUUCUUUGGAGACUGGCUGUCCUUGACCCAACUAUUAGUCCACAGAGGCGCAGGGACCUUUGUUCCCAGCUCAGGCAAUGGCAGCUGAAGGUCAUAGAUAAUGUUAAGAGAGGUCAGCACAAGAAAUCACUGGAGAAACUAUUCCAGGGUUUCAAGCCAGCAGUGGAAGCCUGUUACUUCAACUGGGAGGAAGCUUAUCCUAUCCCUGGGAUCACCUACAGCAGCACUGACAAGAAAAACUCAUUCUGUUGGGUAAAAGCCAUCCAACAGAGGAGCUGCCGGUUGCAGUGUGCAGAAACUGCUUGUGAGGCUGGUAGAGCCCAUGGACAAGAGCCUGGGGGACCAUGUCUGCAGCCUGGGGACAGGCUGCGUCCCUCACCCCAGGAGCCAGCGGUUCGUCCUAAGGAACUUACUGGAAAGCGCAAAGUUGUCUCUGAAACACCCCAGAGAGUUCUGAGACGACUUUCAGCAGAAGGUGAUAAAGCUGUGUAUAAAACUGCAGUGAGCAAAGCUAAGUUGCCAGUGAGCAAAGGUUUGACCAGUAAGCAUAGUGGGAAACGCCGCAUGAGUAGUGAAGACAGCUCCCUGGAGCCAGACUUAGCAGAGAUGAGCCUGGAUGACAGCAGCUUGGCUCUGGGUGCGGAAGCCAGCAAUACAUUCAGUUUUACAGAAAGCCCACUGAGCAGGAGCUACAGGGAUGCCUUUGAGGAGGAUGGUGGGGUGUACUUCUCUGAGGGACCCGAACCCAGUGUCAGGAGCAGUUCCACAGCCAAGAAAUCAACCAAGGAUCCUGUGGGAGAGAUGGGUAGUGGUGAUGACGACCUGACUUCUGCAGAUGAAAACAGUGGUGGUGUGAGCCUGAAACCAGAAGAAGUAGGAGAGAAUGGUGCGGCAGGUGGAGGUGAUGAUGGGGAAGAGGAAGAUGAUUACCAGGUAUACUAUCUGAAUCCACAAGAGGUAGCCAAGGAAGAUGAUGACAAAGCUGAAGGGGGAAAUGAAGAAGAGCAGGAUAUAUUUGCUGGAAUAAAGCCUCUGGAGCAGGAGAACCGGAUGGAGAUCCUGUUUGCCUGUGCAGAAGCCCUGUAUGCACAUGGGUACAGUAAUGAAGCAUGUCGCUUAACUGUAGAACUUGCCAGGGACCUAUUAGCCAACCCUCCAGAUCUCAAAGUGGAGCAGCCACCAACUAAGGGCAAAAAGAACAAGGUAUCAACCAGCAAGCAAACAUGGAUGGCAACCAACACCUUGUCCAAAGCUGCUUUCCUGCUGACUGUGUUGAGUGAGCGACUGGAGUACCACAACCUGGCCUUCCGAAUAGGAAUGUUUGCCCUGGAGCUGCAGAGACCACCUGCCUCUACCAAGGCACUGGAGGUGAAGCUGGCAUAUCAGGAGUCUGAGAUUGCAGCCCUCUUGAAGAAGAUUCCCUUGGUCACUAAUGAGAUGAAUACUAUUCGAGGAAGAGCUGAAGAACUGCGAGAAGGAACGUUAUGUGAUUAUCGUCCUGUCCUGCCUCUCAUGUUGGCUAGUUUUAUAUUUGAUGUCCUAUGCGCUCCAGUGGUUUCUCCUACAGGCUGUAGACCCCCAAGUCGCAAUUGGAAUAAUGAAAUGCCUGGAGAUGAAGAGCUUGGUUUUGAAGCAGCUGUUGCUGCUCUUGGCAUGAAGACAACUGUCAGUGAAGCAGAACAUCCUCUGUUGUGUGAAGGCACUCGAAGGGAGAAGGGAGAUCUGGCACUAGCCCUGAUGAUUACUUACAAGGAUGAUCAAUCCAAGCUGAAGAAGAUUUUAGACAAACUUCUGGACAGAGAGAGUCAGACUCACAAGCCACAGACACUGAGUUCCUUCUACUCUUCCAGCAAGCCUACAGUAGCAAAUCAAAAGUCUCCUUCCAAACAUGCUGCCCAGUCCACUGCAGCUAUCCAGCAGCUUCCAGGGACUUCAGUUGCUCAGCAAGCUGGUGUAAGCCCAGCAGUUCAGAGCAGUCCUGAAACCUUCGUGGAGAAGAGUUCACAGGAGAGCUCUCAGAGGUCCCCCUGUGAGCCAGCUGGGGAAUCCACUGUCUUGAAACAGGAGGGAAAGGUGCCCAGUCGUCUGGCCCUUGGAAACAGAGGUGGCUACAAUGGGAGAUGCUGGGGUUCACCCGUCAGGCAGAAGAAGAAACACACAGGCAUGGCUAGUAUUGACAGCAGUGCUCCUGAAACUACCUCUGACAGUUCUCCAACGCUCAGUCGGCGUCCCCUACGUGGGGGAUGGGCAACUACGUCCUGGGGCAGAGGACAAGACAGUGACAGCAUCAGCAGUUCUUCAAGUGAUUCACUGGGAUCUUCCUCUUCCAGUGGCAGUAGGAGAGCCAGUGGGGGAGCCCGUGCAAAAACUGUAGAAGUUGGCAGGUAUAAAGGGAGGCGGCUGGAGAGCCAUGCUCCUCAUGUCCCGAACCAGCCUUCAGAGGCAGCAGCCCACUUCUACUUUGAACUGGCCAAGACAGUCCUUAUCAAAGCAGGUGGAAACAGCAGUACUUCCAUCUUCACCCACCCUUCCUCCAGUGGUGGGCACCAGGGACCACACCGCAACCUUCACCUCUGCGCCUUUGAGAUUGGGCUGUAUGCACUAGGGCUGCACAACUUUGUGUCUCCCAACUGGCUCUCUCGAACUUACUCCUCCCAUGUCUCCUGGAUCACAGGGCAGGCCAUGGAGAUUGGUAGUGCAGCCCUGAACAUCUUAGUGGAGUGUUGGGAUGGACAUCUGACCCCCCCUGAGGUGGCAUCAUUGGCAGACAGGGCCUCGAGGGCCAGAGACUCCAACAUGGUGCGGGCAGCUGCUGAACUGGCACUCAGCUGUCUGCCCCACGCCCAUGCCCUGAACCCAAAUGAGAUCCAGAGGGCUCUGGUGCAGUGCAAGGAACAGGACAAUCUGAUGCUGGAAAAGGCCUGUAUGGCAGUGGAAGAGGCAGCCAAGGGAGGCGGCGUGUACCCCGAAGUUCUCUUUGAAGUAGCUCACCAGUGGUACUGGCUUUAUGAACAGAUUGUUGGUGGGACUCCAGCCCAGAGAGAAGGUGCUACUGGCUGCAGCGCCAGUGGUGCACGGGCUGCAUCAGAAGCAGCACGUGGGUUGACAGACAACCGGGUGACCACUGAGCCAACCACCGUGACAGUGGCAGCUGCAGUAACCGCAGCAGCAACGGUCAUGCCAGUGAUCUCUAUGGGGUCGACCAUGUACCAGCAGCAUACCAUGGCAGGACCAGCAAUGGCGCAUACACACACCCAGGGCCUCCACCCUUACACCACCCUUCAGACUCACAUUCCCUGUAAUCCCCAGUAUAUUGGACACACUAUCCAGCACAUGCCACGUCCAGCUGUCUUCCCAGUGCCUGGCUCAGCGUACCCACAGAGUGUCCAUCCAGCAUUCAUAGGAGCGCAGUACCCCUAUUCAGUAACAACACCAUCAUUGGCAGCUACAGCGGUGUCAUUCCCUGGUGUGCCAGUCCCAUCCAUGACGCAGAUAGCAGUGCAUCCCUACCACAGUGAAACUGGACUGUCACUGUCUUCCAAUGUAGCGAUAGGAAGUGUCCAUGCAGGAUCAACGUUCCCAGCAAUUCAGGGGGCUUCCUUGACAUCUCUGUCCUCACAGCCCAACUCCCUCGUUACAGGGGGGUUUCCUGCCGAGGAUGAGCAGCACAGUCAGCCUGUGAGCCCCCAGGGUCUGCACUACCUCCACUCCGCAUACCAAGUUGGGAUGCUGGCUCUGGAGAUGCUCGGCCGAAGAACUCAGAGCGACCAUCCCAACAAUUUCUCCCGCAGCCCACCCUACACAGAGGAUGUAAAAUGGCUCCUUGGGUUGGCUGCAAAGCUAGGUGUAAACUACGUGCAUCAAUUUUGUGUUGGUGCAGCCAAGGGAGUGCUGAACCCUUUUGUGCUUCAGGAUAUCAUCAUGGAAGCUCUGCAGAGGCUCAAUCCCGCGCAUGUGCACAACCACCUGCGCACCCCAGCCUUCCACCAGUUGGUGCAGAGGUGCCAGCAGGUCUACUUGCAGUACAUCCAUUACCGGCUGAUCCAUCUCGCUCCAGCUGACUACGAUGACUUUGUGAAUGCCAUCCGCAGCGCCAGAAGCGCCUUCUGCCUGACUCCCGUGGGCAUGAUGCAGUUUAAUGAUAUUCUCCAGAACCUGAAGCGUGGCAAGCAGACAAAGGAUCUGUGGCAAAGGGUCUCUUUGGAAAUGACCACCUUCUCUCCGUGACAGCAGGUGGAGCUCCACACAACCCUUUGCUCUGCAUAGUUGUAGUUCCAUUUACGCCAUCCUUCCUUCUGGUGUCUUUUUUUAGUUUUUACUUGUUGGAAACCACUGAUCUGAUGUAUUUAUACCAUGACAUUCCUCUCCAGCACUGUUGCGUGUUGGUGCUCUGCUUUGCUCGCUCUUCUUCCACCUUCCCAGUGGGCUGCAGGCUUCAGAAGCAUCAGGAAAUGAGAAGGAAGUCAAGCUGGCUGCCCUGUGGUGUAGUCAUUGCUUUUUUCCCUGAGCCCUCGGAGACUGUCCUGCGAGCAGUUUGCAGGGUGAUUGCGCAUGUGUUUGAGGGGUGGGGAGUCUGUCUUAAAUAUUUAUUUUGGCAUUUAUAAAUAUGUAAACUUUUUUUUUUUUUUUUUUUUAAUGUAUGGUCUUCUUACUCCACAUACCAUCUCUUGUUCAGAGAGGCUGGGACUGCUGUGCACAGUCAGUGCUCCCUUCAUUCCUUUCAGCACCUCCCUGCUGAGAGAAGCUGAGACUGGAGUAGCAGGGCCAGGGCCACCUCUGCAGCUUUCUGCAGCAGCUGCUGAGGGCAGAGGCUGGAGCUUGGGCAAGGUCCAGGAUUGCCCUGAGCUGCCUGAUGACUGCCAGAAGUGCUUGGGCUCUUUCUCAAGUGUCUCUUGCUGGACACUGCUGGCUCGUAGGACGUUUUGAUCCUGGUCGUUUGGAGUUGUACAAUCGUGUUUCUUUUGGCUGGGGUAUUACUCUCCUGUAAUCAGUUUCUUAUCCCUUGUCUCUUCUCGUUUCCUGAUUAAACACUCGUUUUCUUAGACUGACUCUCUCUUCUCUCUGCUGUGAUGUUGACAUUCUGAUGGAACUGGCCAGCCGUGUCAGUGGGAGCUCCUGUGAGUUGUUUAGAUAAUCUAAGACUCACAGGGGAGUAGCAGCUAGCACGAGGCAGGUGGCCAGAGCUUUCACACAAGAUGUGACCCAUAAGUUUCUUGUCUGGUUGUGCUCUGUGCAUGUCAUACCUCUGCGGAGACUGAGGACUACGCUGACUUGGAAAGCUGACAGGUAUGAGAAGAGCUGCUGGAAAGCCUGGGGCAUCCCACGGCACUGUCUGUGCUUAUACUGGCCACCACUUGUGCACUGGACAGCAGGGAUACCAUGUGAUAAUGUGGAGCUUUGUAUUUCCAGAGCUUUGUGCAAAACCAGAGCUGCUCACACUUGAUGUAAUUGCUAAAGGAUGAGUGGUCUGGUCCUGGGAGUUGUGAGAGGUGUUUGGACUACCCAGCUUUCUGUUGCAGAAAAUUAAUUUUGGAAAGCUUUUAUUUUUGUGCCAAUGCAAUUUAAAGGGCCAACACCAUCUGUAAGCAUACAAGCACACAAUUCUCUUUUUUUUUGUUUUUUAAUGUCACACUUAGAGGUUUGAUGUAUGUUAAGAAUCUUAACGUCUCAAUAGUAAUAUAUUUUGCUACUUGGGUUUAGCCAAUGACUAUAGGAAGGUUUUCAUUUUUACAAACUAAAAGUGUGUGCUUGUUUGAUAUUUCAAUGAUGUUCUUAAAAAAUAAACUAACACACAAGCAUAGGACAAAAUAGAUAAGCAUACUCCCUUGGUCUGACUCUGUGUGCUGCACAGGCCAAGGAGUGUCAUUGAGGUCCUCUUAAUUCUGACUGCAACAGUAACUACUUAAAGGUCUCCUUGCAGCCCUUCGUAUACCUCCAUCAUGUGUUCCUCUGUCUGGUUACGUGCUAAUUAUAAAUGCCAGUGUGUGUAAGAGUGUGUGAAGUUAUGUGGUUUUUAAGCUAACUCUGUAUUGGUUGUUGAGAAGAAGUCCAGGCCUCACUUCUGGCAGGUCUGUGUUCCUGGAGUACUUUGUGCCCUUUAGUGCUCAGAUGUUCAGGGAUAGGAAAGGAGUUUGUAGGAAAAAAUGAGUUUUCUAAUAGUUUAAUCUUUUCCUUUCUGCUGUUUAUGGAGAACAAUUAAGGGUAGAGAAGAGAGCAUCUCCUGGAAGGAAAGAAGCAGAAGGAAAUGGGCAAGAAAGUUGUAUGUUUUCCAUACCAGGACAGACCCUGUAAGCGUUGUCUUCUAGCAGCUGUGGGGCCCAGACAGAGGAAGAACCAGGCAAUCUCACCUCACAGUGACGUUGACUGAGCAGGCAGCUCAGUGGUCUGAGGCACAGGUCAGUAGUUUUGCAAGUUUCAAGCCUUCUCUCUGAAAACUAGAGCACUCAGGGAGCUGUGUGAAGGGGCUGCCUUGUCAUUUAUUCAGACCUAUCAGAACAUUUCUUCAUCCUGGAUCUCUGGAUCUAUUUUUGUUGUUCCUGAGCCAUGGAAAUGUAUCUGAACAAGGGCAGGAAGAACGAGACAGGAGAUGGUUUUUAUUCCUGCUACAUGUCUGGAAGAUUCUUGAGGUAAUCUUUCUUUUCUAAGAGAUGAUGGUGAACGAAGAAGCAUUAGUUUACUGCAAGUUAGAAAAAUUAAAAUCCUGUGCAGUUGUCUUGGUUUGGUCACUGUUCCAGGCACAGGGGAAGUACUCAGGCUCAGAAAUUCUGAAGACACUUCAAGAGCCCGUCUAACGCAGAAUGGCUUUACGUAGCUGAGAAAGCUGUGUUCUUGGGUUGGUGAUUACUGUUUCUCAGCACUAAUAGUGACAGCUAUUUGGAUAAGGCCUCACCCCCAGUUGCACAAAGACAGAUGAAAUUCUGGAAUGUGCAACCUUGCAGUGAGUGGUUACUGUCACAUUUGCUGAAGUCUGAUUCACUGUCUGUUCUCUGAAGGUAAGAGAAAUGAGAUCUUUAGACUGUACUUCUUCAUGCAUCCUGUGUUCACAAUGACUGUCUCUGACUUGCUAGAUUUAUCUCCACAUGUGACCACAGGAAAUACAUUUCUCCCCUGAAGAAGUUAUUAGCCAGUUAGUGUCUUUUCCAUCUGUAUAUAUGUGAGCUUAUAAAUAAAGCUGUUUGUAGGACAGCAGUGUAUCUAAAUUUAGUCUUUUGAUUUCUGCAUAGUUUCUCAGUCAGUAGAGGUAGUAGUAUCUUGACUUUAGUGAAGUUGAUAGAUGUGCCAAAAGAACAUCUGGAUUCUUGGCAGUUUGGGUCAUCAGAAGGAAUAGUUUGAUUUAGCUUUUAUGCAGUGGAUGAAAUAAAGGCUUUAGUCAUUGCUUGGAACACAUCUCUUGAUACAUAUGCAACCUUUUUCUGUAAGAACAGGCACAUCAGCCUCUGGGAGAGCCUGCUUCGCUUCUCUCCUCUGUAGGGAAAUGCAUAGGGCAUAUUCACCAUCGGUUUUCCUUUUGGAAGCCCUUUGCAGGAAUAUGAGACAGAAGGACAUUACCUGCCUUUGGACUUCAGCAUCUUUACAGCCAGUGAACAAUCAGAGCUGUCAUCUGAUGAACAAUGUGCCUAACAGGUAGGGCUGGAGUUAGCUGGAAAGAGUGGUUCUUUCUAAUUUUUGUUUACUCUCAUUAGAAUUUAUUUGAGAUAUGUAUUUUCCUUCUCUGAGAAAACCCUGACAGAAACACCAUCAGAUGGAAACAACAUUACUGAACUGAGAUUGUUUGCAUUUUUUGGGGGGUGGGAGUUUGGCUUUUAAUCAAGCUUAGCACAUUUAGAGCUGGCUUGGCCACUGCUUCAUACUGUUAGAGUGCACUGAAGAGUUCUGCAAGAACAGCAUGAGCAGAAAUGGAAUCAGCAAGGUCCAUGUCUGUGAAAUGUAAUACUACAUCCUGGUAUAAAUAAGUUAGCUGAAAUGUGACAUCAAUGUGAAGUAGUUUUUGAUAAGACUUGGGAAACUUGUUUCUUGGUUUUGUUUUUCUUGCCCAGGAAUCAAGAAAAGGGCACAGUGUUAAAAUCAAGUUUCCAGGGCUCACUUGGGGAUACAUUGCAAAAGCAUAAAUCUGUUGAUAACUGCAGCAGUAUUGAUGGGUUUGUUGGUGGGGUUUUUUAAAUCUAAACUGAAAAAUUAAAAAUGCAGGUUAGGCUACCAGAACUUUACUAGAAAAAUAUGUACGUAUUUUUAAUGACCACAGCUGUUGUAUGACGUUGCUUUCAAUCCGUCCCUAGAGAUAGCAUGAACUGCUCUCAAUUACAGUUUAUCUAGAAUGUAUUGGUUUUUUCUGUGCCCUCAUUAGAGCUUCAUAUGAUGUGAUUAUGAUAAACAACAACAGGGAGUCUUUCUUAGUAUUACCAUUUUUGCUUACUACCUCUCCUCUCACUUCUCAGCAUAAUUUAAACGUGGAUUUUGAUCUUCAUUCUACUUCCUGCUCACGUUGUGCUCUGGGGGCAGGGUGGUCAACGGCUCCUGUCGAAGAGCAUCAUUAAUCUGUGAAAACUGCGAGUGCAGUCUGGGGAUAUUCUGUGCCAGGGUUUCAGUUUGAGCCUACCAUGAGUUAAAGCUUUUUCUCAGGGCUAACUGCCAAAUGCAAGCUUUAUGAGCUGUCACAAGGUAACUCCACUGCUGUAUAUUGUUAAUUGUUGGUAUAACAACACUGUCUGUGCUCUGUAAGCAAUUGUUUUCUUGUUGAUGUUGCCUGUUUGCAGUUAUAGCGUAACUGCUUAAUGCUGUACAGUCUGCUCUGCGUAAUUACUCUGUUGCCACUAAGGGCAUGAUGGACUAUUUAAGGGACUGGGGGGAGAAAUGCUAGCAAUGCAUUAAAAUCUAUUGUAUAUAGUAAUUUGCACAGA